GACAUCAGAGGUGUUUUUGAUUUCCUCUGUCAGCUCCUUGUAAAUAAAAGAAUCGCGUUGAAAAUAGAGAAAUAUUGAAACGAAAGUACAUGAUGUAGAAGAUCUUUUUGAAAAAUAAAAGGACGAUGGUUUCUUGGUUUCAUCUCCUUCUUAUAAUUUGGAUCUUACAGCAAAAGGCAGAAGGAUCACAUUUCCGUGGAGGAAUUUUAAUGUGGAAACCGACAAACAAUGAGAAUGAAGUCAUAAUUACAUUCCGGAUGGCAUGGAGACGUACGUACAACAGUCGAACAAGAUGUGAUAGGACAACUGUUGAAGACGGUGGUAUCAUAGCUAAUCUUGGAAAUGUGGUGUGCUACAAUUGUUCUCCUACAACGAUCUCAGAUGUCGGAAUUGUUUGCACGGAUUUUAGUUUACUGGAAGAUUGGAUGCAGGGAGAGCGAAGCUUUACAUAUACUUUCCAGAAAAAAUCGGCUGAAAUUGGAUUCGAGGGAGGAGAUUGGAUAUCGCUUGUAUCUGGGGGUGGAAGCUGGCAAAUGCGCACAACUGUUGACCUAAACCGGCGACGAGACACCGGUAAAAUUAAUUCAUCCCCCGUCUCUGCUAUGCCUCCAAUCAUACGUCUACAGCAAGGAUGUGAGCACAACAUAACUAUACCAGUUUAUGACAAAGAUAAUGACACGGUUCGAUGUAGAUGGGCAGAAUCCUCAAAGAGUGAAUGUGCAGGAGUCUGUCGUUCUUUUCCAAAUUCCUUUCUUGAUGAGAAACGAUGCGAAAUUUCAUACAUUGCCAAGUACAGGACUGGAUGGUACGCUGUUGCCAUUCAAAUUGAGGACUUCAGUCCACUAAACUCUACGCAUGCGCUUAGUAGUGUUUCUCUUCAAUUCCUGGUGAACGUUUUCUCUUCUGAUAAACCUUGCCAAGACAAACCAAAGUUUAUUAUGCCAACACGACUAGAUGGCGCAUGUGUCGGUAUUCCAAUCAAUUCUACUUGGACAGAACAAAUCAUAGCUCGGAGCGGGGCGGAUGGAGUAAAUAUCACUGAAAUAACCACUGUAUCACCACCUGGGCUGACGACCUCAACUCUACAGAAAUACGCCAUGUCAGGUCGGGAAUGGUAUGUAAAUGUUACCUGGACCCCAACACCAAGUCAAGCCGGUGAAAAAACUUUCUGUUAUACUGCAAGCGACUCGGACAGUUUGGUGUCAGAGAAAACCUGUGUCAAGCUUUUUGUAGGAGUGGAGCCCCCUCAAAUCAUUUCUUAUCAGCCGGUUGGAGAAAUACUACCCACGCAGAAGUACUUCACCAUAAGCUUUGAUUUACAGGUCGUGCAACCACUCCAAAGAGCCUUUAUUUAUUUCUAUACUAAAAAUGGCAAUCUCGUCUCCAAAAUCGACGUUUCACAAAGUGAUUUAGCUGUAUAUUCCUUAGAUAGCACUGGUUCAGGAAACUGGAUUCUGAGAAUUUCAAUAGAUUUUAACCUGAAAGAAAAAGAACAUUAUUACAUCAAACUUGACCCAGGUAUUGCUAAAGGCGUUUCUGGCUGUGGAGCUGAAUCGGCUGCCCUUUGGGAUCCUAAUAACUGGACUUUCCGCGUCAGAGAUGUCACACCACCAGUUUUGACAUUUUGUGCGUGUAAUCCAACCGUGACGGGUGGUAAUAUAACUGUGAAAUGGGAUUUUGAUGAACCUGUCUUGUAUGUUAAUUGCACUCUACAGAACGAAACACAUUUCUCCAAUAUUAAAUGCAACGAAACAUCGUGGACAUCUGAAGAUUUCAAAGAAGGAUUUUACACUUUAUUUGUUCAAGGAACAGAUUUUGAAAAUAAUACAGCUAAUUUAAAACCAUUUACAUGGUUCGUUGAUAAAACAGGUCCAAUUUUAACGAUGACGAAAACCCCAUCAACGUUAAGCAAUCAGAAUACGGCAGUUUUUGAAAUGAACUGCAACGAGCGCUGUCGCAUAUCUUGCAGUCUCACACCCAAAAACAGCUUAUCUUCAUUUACUCAAUGUAGUGCUCAAUUAAGAACUCAUCAUUCCAUUACCAAACCUAAUCUGGUUAGUGGUACUGAAUACAAAUUCGAAGUUAUGGGCAUUGAUGAGUCUGGAAACAGAGGGAAAACCUUAUUUUAUGAAUUUGAAACAGAUUUUGAACUACCAUAUAUAGAACAAUUGUCUGAUCUCUCUGUGGAAUGUCAAAAUGCACUUACCCUGAACAUAACCGGAAAACCAAAUGCAACAGACAACAUUGGUAUUAAAAACCUUACCUACACUGAUCUCAUGCUCGAUAAUUGCAAAGUAAGAAGAUCGUGGACUGCAUAUGACCUUGCAGGGAAUAAGUAUGUGAUGGCCCAGAUAAUCAGUAUCAUAUCUAGUAGUGGACCAGUUGUUGUUUUACCCUUAGAUGUUGUGAUUGCAUGUGGAUCUUUAGUGCAAAUUACAGAGGAUGUUCUAAAACCCUCAGUUCAAGUGUACCACCCUUGUGGUCUCGAGGUAUCCAUUGUUUUUAAGGAUCCGUCUGAAAUAGGAAAUGGCUGCGGGUUCACUUUCGUGAGGAAUUGGACUGUCUCUGACAAUUGUGGUAAAACAAUUGUUGGGUUUCAGACAAUAACAGUUAUGGAUCCUCAAGACCCGAUAACUCCAAAAAGAGGCGAAAUAACGGAUUUGCGACCUCUUCUUAGCUGGCCCGAAGGCUUAAAAUCUGCAAGAUAUAGAUUAUUUGUAUGGAAUGCACGAACAAAUAGACCGAAGAUGUAUAAUUACUUCGGACCAAAUACGUGGUUUCAAUGCGUUGAUCUUCGACAAGGUGAAAAAUAUUAUUGGCAGGUUGAGUAUGUCACCAAUGACAAUACUACGCAGUAUAGCCCCCGAUGGAAUUUCGUUACAAAAUCUUACAUUGAUCUUUCUAUAAUUGAAAUCACGAUUCCUCCCGUGGCCCACUCAGGACAAUCCUUUGAAGUUCGUUGGAUAGUUCAAAACAUUGGCAAAGCAGCAACUUCCUACGAUGAGUACUGGUAUGACAGAGUAUAUUUCGGAUUCACCGAGGACAUAAGUAGCGCAAGACGGGUCGCUUCAAUUAUUCAUCGGAAGAUAAUUGCAGAAAACGACACAUACCAAGGCAUAACAGAGGUCAGAUUACUUGAUGAUGACAUUGGAACAGCAUUUAUAUUUGUAAGCGUGGAUACCUUUCGUUAUCUUGAAGAUUACGACAGAUCUAACAAUUUUGUUAGAAGUAGAAAAACUGUGAAUGUACAGCUUACACCUCCACCAGACCUGAUUAUCGAUAAAAUUGAUAUUCCGUCAUCAACGUUCUCUGGACAAAAUAUCCAACUACAGUACGUGGUUAAGAAUGUCGGUAAAGGAUCAACAAAGUCUGGCAGUUGGAUCGACUCCGUUUAUUGGUCAAAGGAUGCUAUAUACGAUGGAUCGGAUAUAUACAUGCUUUCAACAACUAGAAAUGAAGUUCUGUUGGCAGGGAGUUCAUACCUGACAGAGAAACUUCUGAAGAUUCCUCAAAAUAUCUAUGGAGUUUUCUACAUUCUUAUUCGAACCGAUGCAAACGAUAAUGUGUUUGAGCACACUGACGAAGACAAUAAUUUGUUGGCAUCGAAACCUCUUGACGUAACAUUAUCACCUCCUCCAGAUCUUAGCGUAGUAAGCCUAAAAAUAGUCAAUUUUAAAUCUACGUUCGUAACUGGAGAAAUUGCACAAAUAGAGUGGAUAGUAAGAAAUGAAGGAUCUCGUCAACCUGAUGUAUCCACGUGGAUCGACGCAAUCGUUUUAGAAACCAAUUCGAAAUGGAGAAUGAUCUUAGAAGAAACUUACAUUCAUCACAAAGUGAAGCCGUAUCAGCAAUACACGGAAUCCAUUUUCUAUGUUAUUAACCCUUAUAUUGAUAGUGGUCGAUACAAUUUAUGUGCUAUCACUGAUGAAAGUGAACGAGUGUUUGAAUAUCAAUCUCGAGACAAUAACAAGCAAUGCAUUCAUUUUAAUGUAUCCCAAUUACUUCCAGACCUACGAGUUGAAGAAAUGUCUUUAGGUUUACAUGUUGAUGAAUUCGGUUAUAACGUUUUAAAUGUCAGUUGGACUGUUCUGAACACUGGAAGUGGACCAACACUAACAAAUACAUGGACUGACGGCAUUGCCAUUCAGAAUCAGAAUUCCAAUUCUCUGAAAUAUACUUUUGAUGUCCCUAUACAAUUAACAUCUUUGAAUCCUAGUCAAAAAUACUCUCAAAAAGCGUCACUAAAACUGGGCGAAAGAAUAUAUGGACAAAUAUCUGCCGUUCUUUAUACUGACAAAUUUGGGCAAAUAUAUGAACAUGACGAAAACAACAACCAAGACAACCGUGAAAUCGUUAUCCCCUUAAAGGUUCCAAAUCUGAAAAUUAUAGCCUUUCAAAUAUUAAAUGAAACUGUUUAUAGCGGUGAAAAGAUGUUCGUAAGAUGGACAGUUCUUAUUACAAAUAUUGCAAUAUCAGACAAAUUAUUUUGGACAGAUAUAUUGAAGAUUAAAUUUGAACCAAAUGAUUUCAUGAUUGACUCUUUUGUCAGAAAAAUGAAGGGACCUUUAUUACUUGGCGAUUCUUAUUCUUGGACUGUUGAGGUACAGACUCCUCAAAAUUUUAUUGGAUUUGGACAUUUGAAUCUGGUCAUAAACAAUAAUAGAGGAGUAUUUGAAGGAACUAAUUUGUUUGAUAACUCGAAAAUUUUAUCAGUUAAAGUUUUAUCCCCUCCAUCGCCAGAUCUAGUAGUUACGGACAUAAAUUGUUAUCUUGUACCGAAACAAUCCCGAUUGAUAGUAGUUAUCUGGACUGUUAAAAAUACUGGAAAUGGUAUGAAAGAAAAGAGAGAUUGGAAUGAUGAUAUUAGUGUACAGGCAGCAGGAGGUAGCGUGAGCAAAAUCAGUAUAGCGUCGCAGAGACAAUCUUGGCAGCUUGAGAGUGGUGCUGAGUACUUAGUGAAUAAGACUUUUAUAGUUCCUUCGUCAUUAGUUGGACGUUUUCACGUAAAUGUUACAACGGACAGUAACAAUGUCAUACAGGAGGUGAAUGCUGAAAGUAACAACUGGAAAUUAAGUGAUAGCUCAAUUUCCUUUCCUGAACUUCCAAAAGUCGAUUUGAAAGCAACUGUUACUUCCUCGGGCGCAUGCCAGUUGAAUGACAUUGAGUCUUUCUGCAUUUCGUAUACAGUUGUAAAUGAGGGAGACAUAGCUUCAAAAACAUCGUGGAAUGACGCUAUAUUUAUAUGCAACAGCUAUGUGGAAGGCAACCAGAAACUUGAAAAGCUUGCUCUUGUUAAUCAUAUUGGAAAAUUAUCACCUGGAGAAUCUUACUUUGUGAAUACAUCUGUUGUUUUGCCGUUUGAUAUAAGCGAUGACGAAAACUUUAUUAUUGUAUUACCUGAUUAUAUGGAUAACUACCAGUCCAGUAACAGACUUCAGACAAUUGAUUGCUCUGCAACAGAAGGACAUUUUCCAAUAAAAGAUCUUCUAGAGUAUCAAAUGCGUACAUUUUGUGCAAAUCUUCAAGUAGAUAUGGAUUCAAAAGCGUUUUCAUUUACAGCGGGUGAACUAAUUAAUGUUGAAUAUAACAUAAGUAAUUCGGGUUUCUGUGAUGUAAAAAGCGGAUUCUAUGUUGCGAUUUACUUAAGCAGUAGUAUUGAAAACGAUCUGUUUGAGUGGAAAAUCAACACCACGAAAAUAUCUGACUUUAUAAACAAGAAUGGGACAAGAUCUGUGUCAUCCUUUAUUCAACUUCCUUUUGAUAUGGAGAGUAAAGACUACUUUUUGGUGGUGCAAGUUGAUUCACGACACGAAUUAAUUGAAUUAAACGAAAACGAUAACAUUGCAAUUUCUGUGUUGAAAGUAAAGCAAAACAUUCGGACAGAUAUCGUGGUAUUUAAUGUGAGCGCACCAGAAGAGACUGAAUACGGUGAAAUGUUAACUGUGCAGUGGUCAAUCAUGAAUAACGGUUCCCAGCAUGCCAGUGGAUACAAAUGUGAUUCUGUUUAUCUGUCACAGGAUAGUCAGUGGAGCGUUACUGAUGAACUUCUCGGUAAAAUGCAGUGUGGACGUACGAGCAUUCGUAAUAGAACCUUUGGGGGAAUUGUUGAGACGUAUUCAGCUAAACUACCACCGUUAGCAUCAGAAAACUAUAAAACGAUUGUAAAAAGUCGCACAAAUUUUGAAGACUUUAACCAAACAAACAAUAUUGGCGUAUCCAUAAACAGAACAUUUAUUCGAUUUCCAAUCUGCAACCUUGGACAAAAUAAAUCUUUUUCUAUCUCUCCAAAUCAAUUAAAAAUCUUUGUAAUACCUUCUGUUCCUGCAGCACAAACUAUGCUCAUCCGUACAGAAUGUAAUGUCUCGUUUGUGUUUCACGAAGUUUAUGUUAAAUAUGAAAGCGCACCGAGUGAGUAUGAUUUCGACUUCUCAGUUGAAGAUCCGUUUAAAUCCCGCCAAGAAAUCGUUGUGACAAAUACACGUGGAGGAAAUUACUAUAUUUUAAUGAAGACUUCAGGUUCAAGAAAUGUCAACAGCCCUGUCUUUCUCUCUUUUCUACCUAAGCUUGCUAAAUUUGAAGUAAUUAAUAUUUUUCCAAACACAGCUACAGCUCACGGAAAUAUAACUUUGAAAAUAAGUGGAACUCUUCUUCCUGAAAAUUUUUCUGCCUGCUUAUUUAAUUCCAGUUUCAGUGUUCAGACUAAUAAAAAAUACUGGUAUUCAUCAUCGCUAGUUGCUGCAACAUUUGAUGCCACGCAUUUGAACAAAGAUUCUACUUACAGCUUAAAUCUGACUGAUCAUGAUACUCAAAAAGUAUCCAGUAUUCAAAAUGCCUUGUUUAUUAUGAAUGGAAGAGAUGGAUAUAUUACAGUAAAAAUAUCUAUGCCAGAAACUCUCUUCCUUGGGCAAAAAGACACUAUGCAUGUUGAUAUCAAAAAUUCUGGUGACUCUGAUAUAUAUUCUCCAUUGGUUCAUAUUAAAGCAAUUGGUGGACAAUUAAAGUAUAUUCAUGAUUUUGAAAAUGGUGAUUGGACCAGCGGUAGGACAAUUGUAUCUGGAUCUUCCGAUGGUCCAGCAGGUAUAUUAUUACCAUCUGAAGCAAGCAGACUACAAUUUGAAAUCAGGUCAGCCACUCCAGACGUACCAAACGAAAUGAAGGUAGUCGUAUCAAGGAUGGGGUUUUCUAACGAAAAACAUUCAUAUAUGAACAUGAAGUUUACGAUGAAACCAACAUUUCUAGAGGAUGCUGUUUGGGACGAUAUUUGGCAAAAUUUCAUUGGACUUGUUGGCGAAUCAUGGUUUUCCCUUCGUGAUAAAAUAACGGAGGUGAUGAAUGAAAUAUCUGUUUUAGGUCAUCGGCAAUAUAGUUUGGAAAAUGUAGUUAAAUAUCUCCUGUACAUAUCCGAGGGUCUUUGUGAGGAAAAAUACAUGGUGAAAGCUUCUGACUUUGGAAAGACAAGUCAGUACGGAGUAAAACUAGAUGUCGUCCGUUUAUAUCCGCGACGUUUUGGUCUAAGAAGAGGAAAAGGCCCAGUAGGCAUAGGAUGGCUGAUGCCCUAUUGGGAAACAUAUUUGGUUGGCUUAGACGAAAGUCUUGCAGUUCUAAAUUGGAAAAGAGAAGAGAUUGUGUUCGAAGCGUAUGGAAUCGGGACGUACAGUAACGCAGAAUGGGGAAAUCUUACGCUUUCGUUUCAGGAUACACUAUUAUUUCUGGAUACGGAAUCAAAUGAUGUUUAUCACUUCAACUUCACAACUGGAAAGAUUGAAUACGUCAUCCAUGAAAAUGAGAAAAUUGAGUUUGCCUACGACACAAACGAUCGUCUCUCUGCUCUACACUCGGAGUAUAUGGAUGUUGAUGUUAUCUACAAUGAAAAUAACAAUAUAGCUGAAAUGUCCAAACGUAACAAUCUGACAUCUGAAUAUGAGAAGUGUUCCUACGGCUAUAGCGAAGGAGGCUUUCUAUCUUCCGUUUAUUGUGGCAAUGAGUACCUGUCAUAUGAAUACAACGAAAAUGGGGAUCUUGUGACAAUAAAUGAAGGCAGAGGUAUGAGAAGAGCUUUCCAGUACACCCCAAACCAUCAUCUUAGAUCAGACGAAAACUUUAUUAAUGAUUAUCUAGUUUCAAAGAAAAUUUAUCAAGAUUUCCAAAACGGAAGGCUUGACAUAAUGCAUGUACCACAAAAUACUAAAGAAUCGUACUGGGUAUCUCAUGAAGGAAAAAUCAUAGGACAUAAGAAGAAUCGGCAUCCAAUCGUGAAAAAUGUAAGGAAACAAAAUGUUCAAGAAACGAUUGAAGGCGAUUUGGUCGUAAAUAGAAUUAUAACAAGUGGAGAAAUAACAGAAGUGCAAGAUGCUAACAGCGAUAGUAUUGGAUAUUUGGAUAACGACUAUGGAUAUCGUGUUAUUUAUGUGGAUGGUAAUUUAAAUCCGUACUAUCUGUUCAGGUCACUCAACAAUUCUAUACAUACGAUCAUAUAUCCUGACAAUUCCAAUGAGACAUAUCUUGACUUGGGUGAUGCUGUUGUUCACAAGGACCAAAGAGGAAUAGAGAGUACUUAUUAUUAUGAUAAGCUUCAGAGAUUGACUUUGCGUGAAUCAGGAGACCAUUAUGUUCAGUUCAAAUAUACGGAUAAUGACAGGAUACAAUCUAUCAAGGAUUCACAAUCCCAAAUCAACUUUAUGUACGACGAAUUUGGACGACAAAAAGGGUUCACUAAAAAGGUUAAUGACACAGUAUUUCAAACUGUCGAUGAUUCGAAUCGUCUGAGGAACUUGAGAAUUGAGUCCGACCCUUAUGAUAUAGCAUAUAACUAUAACUUGUAUGGGAACAUAAAAUAUGUGAAGGACAACACUAAUGGUAAAAUCAUUGUUAAAGUAGAUUAUAAUGAAAAUGGGUUAAUAAAGACAAAAAUUCUUGGAAAUAAUGCUACCACACACUAUGAAUAUGAUGAGAAAACAAGACUUCCUAAAGUGAUAUCAAAUUUUCACCCAAAUGGCACAGCAUCUUCGGAGUUUAGAUACACAUAUGAUAUGAGGGGACGGCUUUCCUCUAUGCAAACAUUUGAUGGCACCUGGAGUUUUGCUUACGAUUUAUCUGGACAACUCAUAUCGAUGAAGAAUCCACGCAAUGAGACGACCCUCCUACAAUAUGACCAAGGCAAAAAUCGAGUAUAUGUCAUUCAAAAUGACAUUUCAAAACUCUACCAAGUAAACAGUUUAAAUCAGUACGUUUCUAUCGAUGGCGAACAAUAUUCCUAUGAUGAAAAUGGAAAUAUGGUCAGGAAGUCAAAUCUUUUAAUGGAAUAUGAUUUAGAUAAUAGACUGUCUCGAUUUGUGUCUGAAAACGCAACGUGUCAAAUACAGUAUGAUUCACUUGGCCAUAUAAGAAGGAAAAGGUGUAAUAACAGUGAUGUGAUAUAUUUGACUGAUGUAUCUGGAAGAAUAUUGAAACAGUUAGAAGAAUCCCAAGGAGUCCCGAAGUACCAUAUCUAUGCAGAUGGAAUAGGCCUGAUUGCCACAAAAGAAAAUAACGAAUAUUCUUAUUAUCAAUAUGAUGGCUUCGGGUCUGUUGUGAAUAUUUUGGGUAAAGAAGGAGAAGCUGUAGAUAGUUUUAUUUAUGAACCAUUUGGGGCUGUAUUAACGUCAUCCAAAGGGACACAAGGUCACUUUCGAUAUCUCGGACAAUGGGGUAUGCUUACAUUUGUUGAAAUGCCAAGCAUAUAUUUCUUGGGUUCAAGACCGUACGAUUCCAAAAGUGGACGAUUUUUCACCAAAGAUCGAGAAGGCAUAUUUUGUCAACAGCCGAACCUUUACAUGUUUAAGGGAAAUAAUCCUUUAAAUAUGGAUCUUGUGUUAAACUAUAAUGAAAAUCAACGCUGUACUCUGAAAGACUUAGAUGUGGAAACAACAGUGGAUCAUUCUUACAGAAAAGCUGUGUCCAGACUCUACGAUGGCAACCAUGCAUAUUUACUCAAAAUCAGGAGAAGAAAGAGAUCAGUGACCGAACCCCAAAAAACAAACCAAAACCAAAAUCCAACAAGUUCAAAAAUUCAAAAACCUCGAAGAAAACGUUUUAACGAAGGGAAUGGAAUUAACAAUUUUAUUGAUGAAUUUAAGGAAAACAAUAAAUAUUAUCAGGGCCUUUCGGACUGUGGAAAACAUCUUGUAGAUAAAGGAAUUAAUAAAGUUGUUGAUUGGGUAAAAACGGGACUUAAAGCUUCACCUUUGGGCAGAGUUGCCAUGGGAAUCAUUGAUGUGGGAGGAUUUUUAUACAAACACAGAAAGUGCAUUCUCUCACCAUGUGAUUGCUUAGACAAUGCGAUACAGAAAUAUCAUGAUACCAAGAAGAAAAUAGAGUCUCUUUUGAAUGAUGCAAGUGCUCGACAGGAUGCAAUCAACAAAUUCUGUGAUCGGUGGAAUCCUCCAUGUAGACUUAUAGACAGUCCACCUGCAUUCCUUUGCAAAGCCGCUGGAACUGUUAUCAACAGUCAGUUUCACCGUUUUCAGGGUGGAUUACAACGCAUGUAUGACAAAGUAAAACCAUACACCGAAAAAUUAGACAGAGCGGCGGACUUUGCGUCAAAGGCUUGCGAUGAUCCUUCAGAGAUAGGGGAUGCAUUAACCAGAUGGAUUGGCUCUUUUGACCCGAAUGAUAUACUGGGACCAGCAGGAUACGGAGCAGCCAGAUUUAUAACUUCCAAGGCAGAAAUGGUUUACAAAAUACGGUUUGAAAAUAUGGAAAAUGCAACAGCGCCAGCCCAAAGAGUUUUCAUCGAAAUAAUUUUUCAUGAUAAACUGAACGCGAGGACAUUUCGUCUAGGGGGCUUUGGAUUUGGAGAGUUCGUAAAAGAAUUGAGUUUCAAGCAAUCUUUUAUACAGGAAACCGUGAACCUGACGGAGGAGUAUGGCGUUUUUGUUCAAAUGAGGGGUGGAUUAGACAUCAUAAACAACAAAGUAACUUGGGAAUUUCAGGCUAUAAAUGGAAGCACAGGACUGCCUCCUUCGGAUCCAUCAGUCGGGUUUCUUCCCCCAAACAACGGAACAACAGGACAAGGCUUCGUCACCUUCUCCAUUAGACCGAGCUCCGAUGUCAAGUCUUUGGAUAAAAUAACUGCGAAAGCUGUCAUUAUAUUUGACCAAAACGAACCUAUAGAUACACCUGAAAUAUUUAAUACAAUUGAUGACGAUCCUCCACAUGUUAGUAAUGUUUCUGUUAAUAAGGAGGCUAUGGUGUAUGGAUCAUUAAUUUUAAAUCUAGAUGUUAUAGACAACGAAAGUGGCUUAGACUUCAUUGAUAUUCUAUAUGCAGAUUCGGAAUCGGUACUUUUGGUAAGUGGUGUACGUGAAAAUGCAGUGUCCCUCCCCGUGGAUCCUGGAAAGAACCACACUAUUAUUAUUUACCCCGUGGAUAAGAUAGGAAACUCUGAGUCACUCCAAACCAUUUCAUCUGACAACAUUUACACCUUAUUUUACCCACAGCCAGAAGUUCGAUGUGAUGAUCUAAACAACUGCUCUGGGAAUGGGCGUUGCGAAGCACUCAACUUUUGCUCGUGUUUUGAUGGAUUUUAUGGAAGAAAUUGUGCGGAAACUACGCCCCCCUUGGAUCCGCCGCUACUGGAUGUGUUUUCUGGAGAUCAGGGCAACUCUACUUUGCCAAUGUACCUCUCUUCAAAACUGAUCACUAAUGUGAAAAACGCGGACAUAUCCAUUCAGUGCAAAGGUUUCCCCGACCAAUCCCUUUUCUCAGUGGGCACCAUCAAGGGGGAUACACUUCAUUUAGGUCCAACAGACUUUGGUGAUGUUCUAUAUAUGCCCCCGGCGGGAUAUGUUGGCAAUUUUUCCUUGCAGAUUUCAUCAUUUGUAUCAGUGGUUGAUUCCUCAGAAAUAAGUAAAAGAGAAACUAUAAUACAUGUCACGGUCAAGCACAGCGUCACGAAUAUCGACAGGCAAAAGUUUAAGGAGACGCAUUUUGGUCCUACAAUAACUGACAUAGCUCCCUUGAUGACUGCGAGUGUAACUACAAGUGUUACUAGUCUAAUCACAACAAUUAUUCUCAUGUGCGGAUGAGUCUCCAAAGUGCAAAAAAGACACAUAUUUGCUGUGCUCUAGACGUUAUGCUAAUCGGUUCACAUUUUAGAAAAAGGAUAGAAUCACAUCAUGAGCGUCUCCCAAAGCACAUUCAUGUAAAAUCAUUUUCUUAUUCAAUGUAGAGAUAGAGAUGUCCUAGCUCGAUGGUUUCUGUUCCUAUAUACAUGUAUCUAGAAAUUGUAGUUUGAACAUAAAGUAUAAAUAUUUUAUUUGUUUAUAAUAGACAGGAAGUCUAUAAAAAUCAUUAUAAAGUCAAUUAAUUAUUACAGUGUUUGUAGAAUACUGUUUAGAUACAUUUUGUAUUUGUUUUCAUAUUCAUUUAUUCUCUAAUGGAAAGUGUUGCGAUAAUUUUCACAAGGAAAUGAAGACAAAACCAACUAGGUCCGAAAUGAUUUGUUAUACAAUAUACUGUCCAACAUCCAGUUUAUAUCUAUGUGAGAUGGGUUUUCAAAACAAUCAUCCUCAAAACACCCAUCCUAUUACUUUAUUUUCUUUUGAAGCAGAAUAUAAUGCAGAGGAUGACUUUUUUAUAUGUCUUAUCUUAAUGUAUACAUUUAAUAUAAGAUUACGUUGAUUAACAUUUAGAUUACGUGAAUCUUAAUGAAAAGAUUUUGUAUAUAUUGUAGAAGAUUGUACGAGUAUUUACAAGUAACCGAUAAUUUUUAUCCUGUCUAAAACUGACAUGGACCUUUCAUGUUUAACUAGAUUUUUCAAUCUUCAAUCGUUCUAUGAUAAGUAUACUGUAUAUUGUCUAUUCGAAUUAUUUCAUGUAAUUAAUGAAUGUCUAGAUCUAUAUUAAUUUUCAUUCAUUCUAGUGAUUAGAACUAUAUUGUUCUAUUUUCUCGUAUUUUAUAGCGUGCAAUCAAUUGCUUUAUUUAGUCUGAUAGUAUAUUUCUAUUUUUUUUUUAUUUAAAUUUUGUUUUGUUUUAUAUAUUUUUGUAAUAAGAUCUGAUUUAGUAUCUUUUUCCAUGUGUUGUUUUUUUUCUUCUUUGAUAUUGAUUACCAUUACCAAUCUGCACGGACUCUCUGGUUCAAAUUUCUUUGUCGUUAUUCACCGUUUAUGCCCAUGUGAUAUUUUCUGAUAUACUCGUUUAUUUCGAUAUUGUAAGUUGAGACCCAAAUAAUCAAAAUUUUCUAAAAACAUCUCUCACAUAAGAAGUGGGCUGAUAUUCAAAGUCUAGGUUAAAUGCUAGUUCAUUUUUUAAAAUAUAAUUUCCUUCAUGUUGUGCAAAUGACACAAAGGGCAUAGAUACGUGUAUAUACAGAGAGGGUUAAAUAUAAGG
Molecule: messenger RNA, 13369 nt
Organism: Saccostrea cuccullata (small rock oyster)
Lineage: Eukaryota; Metazoa; Mollusca; Bivalvia; Ostreida; Ostreidae
Exons: 35
Coding region: 126-12065 (3979 amino acids)
Molecular function (GO): protein binding
Source: RefSeq, a predicted model, not a curated record